UAUGCAGAUACACGUACAUCAAUCAUAAUAAAGGUUAUAUUGUGACGCCUCGGGCGCAUACGUCGCUCGGUUAUAAAUACCGGUCCGAGUAGAGGGGCAGGCAGUCGUUGUCAGACUGUCGGCCUGUGCGGUGGUGCGUUGGCGAGUCGGUAAACAAAGUAAUACAAUCACGUGUACAAUACAUUGGCGACGAGGAUAAAACAGUUUUUGAAUAAAACAUGAAUACCCAACUAACACUGGAAAAAUUUGAUUGUGAGGGGGAACCUACAUCAGUAGGAGCGCGAUGGGAACGCUGGAAACGCGCACUUCUGAUUUACCUUGAAGCAGCUGGUAUAGAAAGAAGUGAGAAGAAACGGGCCUCAUUGUUACAUUUUGGUGGGUUAGCGUUACAGGAAAUUUUUCAUAAUAUACCAGAUGCAAAUAUACCAGCAGCAGAUGGCGUUGACGUCUUUGCAGUGGCCAUAAAGAAACUUGAUGAGUUUUUUCUGCCAAAACAAAGCAAGGUGUAUGAGCGCCAUCUCUUUAGACUGAUUAAACAAGAGGCCAAUGAAACAUUUGAUAAAUUUCUUAUACGACUACGACAACAAGCGGAUAAGUGUCAAUUUAAGGACAAAGACGAUCAAAUUAUUGAUCAGAUUACUGAAAAGUGUUCCUCUAAAGAACUGAGAAAGAAAAUUUUACAAACUGGAGAUUCUAUGACACUCACAAAUAUAAUAAAUGAAGCAAACACACUAGAGGCAGUAAGCAGACAAAUAGAAGGAUUUGGAGGAGGCAGCACAUCGUCUGACAGCAUAAACAGAAUUAAAAGUACAAACCAUAAAUUUAACAAUCAAAAUGAAAGAAAGUGGACAGAAAAAUCAAAAUGUGGGAGGUGUGGUAGCACUGGACACGGUUCUCAAGACAGCAAAUGCCCAGCAAGAGAAAGAGAUUGCCACAAGUGCGGGCUGAAAGGACAUUUUCGACAAUUUUGUAGAACAACGACAAGAAAUAAAACUAAUAAAAGAAAACACAGCACAAACGAUCCAGAAAACGGUAACGAAAAGAAAUUUAAAAGAGAGUACCCAAGAAGUAACACAAAUCAAAUAGACCAAACGGAAGAUACUGAAGAUAUACAAUAUGUGUUCAAAAUUGAUGAUGAUAGUGUAAUAGAUUGCUAUGUUGGUGGUAUAAAAAUAAAAAUGCUAGUAGAUUCAGGCUGCAAAUGCAACUUGAUCACAAGUAGAACCUGGAAUUUUAUGAAACAAAAUAGCAUUAAAGCAUUAAACCAAACACAUAGAUGUAAUAAAACCUUCUACAGUUAUGCGAGUAAAACACCUCUUGAGUUAUUAGGAUCUUUUAAUGCUAACUUGAAAAUUGCAGAUAGAGAAACAAAGGCUACUUUUUACGUUAUUGCCGAUGGAACUAGAGACUUGCUCGGAAAAGACACCGCCACCGAAAUGGGUGUACUUAAGGUCGGGUUAGCAGUCAACCAAAUGGACAUCAACAAAGAAUUUCCAAAAUUCAAGGACGUACUAGUGGAAAUACCAAUCGACAAAAAUGUGCAACCUGUUUCUCAACCAUUAAGAAGGAUCCCUAUACCGUUGGAAGAAAAAGUUAGUAAGAAAAUAAAGGAACUUUUGGACAAAGAUAUCAUAGAAGAAGUUCAGGGUUCUUCAAGGUGGGUAUCACCAAUUGUCCCAGUUCUAAAAACUACGGGAGAUGUUCGGAUUUGCGUAGACAUGAGGCGAGCCAAUAAAGCAAUUUUACGUGAAAAUCACCCAUUGCCCACCAUGGACAAAUUACUGCCAAAAAUGAAAAACGCGAAAUACUUCUCAAAAUUAGAUAUCAAGGAUGCUUUCCAUCAAAUCGAGUUACAUCCAGACUCACGACACAUCACGACUUUUAUUACCAGCAAAGGACUUUUCAGAUACAAAAGGUUAAUGUUUGGAAUAUCAUGUGCUCCAGAAAUAUUUCAAAAAACUUUAGAACGCAUGCUUUUAGGAUGUGAAGGAACUAUUAAUUUCAUAGACGACAUAUUAGUUUACGGAAAGAAUAUAGAAGAACACGAUCAAAGAUUGGAGAAAGUAAUAAAGACUCUAGAAGAAAAUAACGUGGUUUUGAGAAAGGAUAAAUGCACAUUCAGGCAGCAAAAAGUUCAGUUUCUAGGACAUGAAUUAUCACAUGAAGGUGUAAAACCUCUGGAUAAGUAUGUGUCCACCAUUCAAGAAUUUCGUCCACCUAUAAAUAUAGGUGAGCUUCAGAGCUUCUUAGGAUUAAUAAAUUAUGUUGGCAAAUGGAUCCCAAAUUUAGCUACUUCCACUGAACCGCUAAAAGAACUACUAAGGAACAAACCAAACAAAACCACAGAAUUAAAAACUCUUUGGGGUACUAAACAGGAAUGUGCAUUUAACCAUUUAAAAUUAGCACUAUCUAAUAUUCCGACUCUAGGUUAUUAUGACGUUAAAGAUCGAACAGCAGUAAUUGCAGAUGCCAGUCCAGUUGGUUUAGGAGGAGUACUAGUUCAAAUCAAUGAACAUGGACCACGCAUUAUAGCGUAUGGACAUCGUACCUUAACCAGUUGUGAAAGACGAUAUUGCCAAACGGAGAAGGAAGCCUUAGCUCUAGUUUGGGCCGUAGAACACUUCCAUAUAUUCCUGUUUGGGAAGGAAUUUGAUUUAGUUACAGAUCAUAAACCACUGGAAAUCAUAUUUGGCCCGAAAUCAAAACCAUGCGCUAGAAUAGAAAGGUGGAUUCUGCGCCUUCAAGCAUAUACUUUUAAAGUUAUAUACAAGCCUGGCAAAGAAAAUAUAGCAGAUAGUUUAUCAAGACUGUGCAAAUUAAAAGAAAUUUCGCAUAAUAACUCUGACGACUAUAUACACCAAGUCGUCGAAGGAAGCAGGCCAGUUGCAGUAUCGUUGCAAGAAAUCACUGAUGCCUCGAAAGAAGACACAGAAAUACUUAAGGUAAGGCAAGGCCUCUACAACAACCAGUGGGAUGAGGAGGUAAAAAAUUAUAAGAUUUUCCAAAACGAAUUAUGUUUUUAUGACGGGAUUUUAUUACGAGGGACUAGAAUUGUUAUCCCAAAGAAAUUACGAAGUAAAAUUUUGAUAGCUGCUCAUGAAGGACACCCAGGAAUUGUAUCAAUGAAAGCAAGACUUCGAACCAAAGUUUGGUGGCCUCGAUAUGAUAAAGAAACUGAGAAUCUGGUUAAAUGCUGUAAAGGCUGUACACUAGUAUCAGCUCCUAACCCACCAAAUGCACUAAAACGACGGACGUUACCAAUGGAACCCUGGGUAGAUACCUGCAUUGAUUUAUUAGGACCUCUUCCAAGCAGUGACUACAUCUUGGUAAUCGUCGAUUACUUCAGUCGCUAUAAGGAAGUGAAGAUAUGUCGCAAAAUAACUAGUGCAGAUAUAAUCCAAUGUCUUACAGAAAUUUUCAGCAGGCUUGGUAACCCAAUGACAAUAACAGCCGAUAAUGGUAGACAGUUUUGCAGUGAAGAAUUCAAGAAAUUUUGUUCGGAGAGAAACAUAAUUUUGUAUAACACCAUACCAUACUGGCCUCAACAGAAUGGAGAAGUAGAACGACAGAAUCGAGACAUACUCAAACGAUUAAAAAUAAGUCAGGUAGAAAAUAAAAACUGGAAGGAGGCAUUAUUAGAAUAUCUGACUAUGUAUAAUAGUACUCCACAUAGUGUAACUGGUAAGACACCAGCAGAACUCUUUUUUAAAAGACAAUACCGUGACAACAUUCCUAUGGCAGAGGACAUAACGCAUAAACCAAAUGACUCUGAUGUAAGAGAUCGUGAUAAAGAAAAGAAAGAAGCUGGGAAAGAAUAUGCAGAUAGAAAAAGGAAAGCUCAAGAAUGCCAAUUAGUACCUGGAGAUAAGGUGUACGUAAAAAAUAUGGUAAAAGAUAAACUUAGCCUAAAUUAUGAUCCUACUUCUCAUACUGUAGAAACAGCUACGGGAGGAGAUAUAAGCGUUCGUAAUGACAUAACGGGAAAAGUAUCACGGAGGAAUAUAGUGCAUUUAAAGAAGGUUGAGGGUCAAUGGGAAGUAGUAAAUAAAGAAAACGAAGAAAGAGAUACAGAAAAAGAUUUGAAUACAAAUGAAAAUGAAAUGGAAAUAUUGGAUCAAGAGAAUUAAAUUAAAUUACCUAAUAAAAGUGUGAUUAAUCUAAUAAGUGUGAUUUUGUCAUGUUACAGGUCUUUAAUAAAUCAUAAUAAAAUUAAUUUUCAUUUAUUUCUAAAAGAGUCUACUCUUUUAGAAUUAGGCUAAAAUUAAAAUAACAAGGGAGAGAAUGUAGUGUAUGCAGAUACACGUACAUCAAUCAUAAUAAAGGUUAUAUUGUGACGCCUCGGGCGCAUACGUCGCUCGGUUAUAAAUACCGGUCCGAGUAGAGGGGCAGGCAGUCGUUGUCAGACUGUCGGCCUGUGCGGUGG
This is a messenger RNA of Spodoptera litura, 4423 nucleotides long. RefSeq names its product retrovirus-related Pol polyprotein from transposon 17.6. Lineage: Eukaryota; Metazoa; Arthropoda; Insecta; Lepidoptera; Noctuidae. Gene Ontology annotation, biological process: DNA integration. Gene Ontology annotation, molecular function: nucleic acid binding. The record is from RefSeq and is a predicted model, not a curated record.